Molecule: messenger RNA, 1546 nt
Organism: Desarmillaria tabescens
Lineage: Eukaryota; Fungi; Basidiomycota; Agaricomycetes; Agaricales; Physalacriaceae
Product: mitochondrial alternative oxidase
Exons: 9
Coding region: 226-1353 (375 amino acids)
Biological process (GO): alternative respiration
Cellular component (GO): mitochondrion
Molecular function (GO): alternative oxidase activity
Source: RefSeq, a predicted model, not a curated record
UGAUGAAUCUAAAACUGUUCAAUUAGAUACAAGGAUAUCUAUUGACUAGCUUCCGCAAAAUCCCUUAUUCGUAUUGCAGCCACAGAAAUCAUGGCUCCCUAUUGGCCCCCCCAAACCGGAGCUCGGGCUCGGGAGGAAUCGGGACACCGAAUUGUAUGAGAAUAGUAUUCAAGAGGGGUAUAAAAGUGGGGAAAGGAAUGAUAGCCUUCGUAAAAAAUCGCCACUAUGCUCAGAACCUCUAUUACUCGACUUCCUGUGCGCCAGGUUGCGAUCGGUGCGCUACGUGUUCGUGCCAUCGCGUCCAGCGCCACACAUCAUCCUACCACAAUACAAAAUACUAUUUCAGAGGUUAAUGUGGUACCGCAUCAUAUCCAGGAGCGCGACCGUCGAGGCAUUGCCACCUCCUCUUCCCCUCUGACUCGUGUUGACGCAGUCAGCACUGUGCCGACCAUGCAAGGCGACUGGGUACUGUUCCACCCAGUGUAUACUCGCGAAGAAGUUGAAGCCGUCGAGGUCUUACACCGUGAAGCCAAGACCAUCUCAGAUAAGCUUGCGUACGGCCUCGUCAGGUUUGCUCGAUGGGGCUACGACUUCGUCUCGGGCUACAAGCACAAACCCAUCUCACCAGAUUCCAAAAUGACACUCCAACAGCUAAGGAAAGAAGGAUAUUUGUUAGACGAACAAGGAUGGUUGAACCGUAUUCUGUUUUUGGAAUCAAUCGCCGGUGUACCAGGAAUGGUAGCAGCGACUCUGAGGCAUCUCCAGAGUCUCCGGCUGAUGAGACGAGAUAGUGGCUGGAUACACACCUGCCUAGAAGAAGCCGAGAAUGAACGGAUGCACCUCAUGACAUUUAUGACGCUUCGUCAACCAUCACUCUUUUUCCGUGGCAUGAUUCUCGGCGCGCAGGGAGUUUUCUACAAUCUGUUCUUCUUCGCAUAUAUGAUUUCGCCGAAAACUUGCCAUCGUUUCGUUGGCCAUCUAGAGGAGGAGGCUGUUGUAACCUAUACUCGCUGUAUCCAAGAGAUGGAAGCGGGACGUAUUCCGGAGUGGUCCGACAUGCCAGCUCCGCAGAUUGCAAUCGACUACUGGCGUCUCUCAUCGGAUGCCAAAAUGCUGGAUGUCGUAUACGCAGUACGAUCUGACGAGACGACCCACCGAUUCGUCAAUCACAGUCUAGCCAACCUCAACACGAGUGCAGACGUGAAUCCAUUUGCCAUGCGUGAGCCAGAUAUGCAUGUGAAGGGAAAGCAAAUCGAGUUCAAGAGAGAUGAGUCGGAGAGAUAUGUGCAGGAAUCGCACGAUAUCAUGGUACAGAAAAAGAAGGAAGUGCAACCAGAGAGACUUUCACAGUGAGGCAUUGGGGGAUUUCACAUUUGUAUUUGUAUACCGACCAGGACAUUUAAUUUGGCUCAUCAUCAACUGUCCCAGCUCAAUUAGUACUGUUAUGUAUUGUAUUUUCGCUUACUUUGUACAUUCGACAAUAAUUGAUUUUAGAUUUCUGUGGAAAAUUGUAGCUUGUGCGGUGAAAGUUCCGAGUAGUCGUUUG